AUGCCGUCUACCGGAGGCAUUGCCAUUACAUUCACGAAAGACCUUCUGGUUGAUCCCGCAACUCGCGGUGUGCACGAUGUCAGACAUACCGUGGUUGCUGCGGCUAGUAGCUCCAGCGCAUCCCGCGCACAGGAAUUCUUGAACGAGGUCAAGGCUCCGUCGACCGCCAAAGCGUAUGGAUCGUACGCAGAGCUGGUGCAGAAUCCGGACAUCGACAUUGUGUAUAUAGCUACGCCUCAUUCCCACCAUUACCAGAACGCAUUACUCUGCCUUGAGGCUGGCAAGAACGUCUUAUGCGAGAAAGCCUUCACUGUCAACGCCUCCCAAGCGAAGAAGCUCGUCCAGAAGGCAAGAGAGAAGAACCUGUUCCUGAUGGAGGCAGUGUGGACACGCUAUUUCCCCCUCUCUGUCUACGUACGUGAGGCAAUCAGCUCUGGGAGAUUGGGUCACGUAGUCAGAGCAUUUGCCGACAAUUCUCGCGCUUCCGAGCCGGAGAAGGUCUGGGCCGACGGCAAACACAGGAUGGUCAAUCCAGAUUUGGCGGGUGGCGCUCUUCUAGACCUGGGAAUCUACAGCCUCACGUGGGUCUUUCAGACUUUGUACACCACGCAAGCACCCGCGAACCGCCAACCACCAAAGGUUGUUUCUAGUAUGGUUAAGUAUCCACCAACAGGCGUUGACGAGACGACCACCAUAAUACUUACGUUCCCUCGCGACCCCGAACAAGGUGGCGACAUGCACGCGGUAGCAACCACGGGUAUGCGCACAUCAAGUGACAUUGAUGGAAAGGGCACCUCUGGCCCUGCGGUCCGGAUUCAAGGCACAAAGGGCGAAAUACAAGUAUGGCCACCAGCAUACCGGCCAACGAAGACCAGGCUGAUCCUCACCGACGGUACCACGGAGGACAAGGAAUGGACGCAACCUGGUCCAGGUAAAGGAAGUGGGUGGUUCAACGGUUUUGGAGAUGCGAUGAAUGCAGAGGGCGAGGGCCACGGAAUGUUUUGGGAGGCCGAUGAAGCCGGGAGAGCCAUUGUGGAGGGACGUAAAGAGGGUAGGUAUGAAAGCUUGGAUGAAAGUGUAUUGAUCAUGGAGGUGAUGGACGAGGUCCGACGGCAACAUGGCUUCAGCUAUCCCGAGAAGAUUGAGACGACCGAAAGAGUCGAACUAUGA
Molecule: messenger RNA, 1170 nt
Organism: Fonsecaea pedrosoi CBS 271.37
Lineage: Eukaryota; Fungi; Ascomycota; Eurotiomycetes; Chaetothyriales; Herpotrichiellaceae
Exons: 2
Coding region: 1-1170 (389 amino acids)
Molecular function (GO): nucleotide binding
Source: RefSeq, a predicted model, not a curated record